This is a messenger RNA of Zootoca vivipara (common lizard), 2762 nucleotides long. It is a transcript of the gene RP2, whose product is annotated as RP2 activator of ARL3 GTPase. Gene Ontology annotation, cellular component: periciliary membrane compartment; cilium. Lineage: Eukaryota; Metazoa; Chordata; Lepidosauria; Squamata; Lacertidae. The record is from RefSeq and is a predicted model, not a curated record. Gene Ontology annotation, molecular function: GTPase activator activity. Gene Ontology annotation, biological process: post-Golgi vesicle-mediated transport.
GGGCCAGGCGAGGCUUAUUGGGCUAGCGGGAGCCGCGGCUGGGGUGGUGGCUGCUGCCUUGAGCGAUCGCGGAGGGGAGGGAGGUGGGCUGCCGGUGUGGCCGGAGGAGGUGAACCGCCAUGGGCUGCUUCUUCUCCAAGCGGAGGAAGCAGGCCAAAGAGCCGAAGCCCGGCGGCGAGAGUGGGGACGGCGACGUCGCGGUGCCGUCGGAGGCCGAGAAGCAGCCGCAGUACAGCUGGGACCAGCGAGCCAAGAUUAAUCCUAAAGACUACAUGUUUUCUGGACUCAAGGACGAAACAGUAGGACGGUUACCUGGGAAAGUUGCGGGGCAACAGUUUGUUAUUCAGGACUGUGAAAACUGCAAUAUCUACAUCUUUGACCACUCGGCUACAAUCACUAUCGAUGACUGUACAAACUGCCGAAUAUUUUUAGGACCUGUGAAAGGCAGCGUGUUUUUCCGAGAUUGCAAAGAAUGUAAAUGUGUAGUGGCUUGCCAACAGUUUCGUAGCCGGGACUGCAGAAGGAUGGACGUCUUUCUGUGCUGUGCCACCCAACCCAUCAUUGAAUCAUCUACAGGUAUGAAGUUUGGGUGUUUCCAGUACUACUAUCCAGAACUGGCUUUGCAGCUGAAAGAUGCAGGGCUGAGCAUCUUUAACAAUACUUGGAGCAAUAUCCAUGAUUUCACACCAGUAUCAGGAGAGAACAACUGGAGUCUUCUAGCUGCGGACGCUUUAGUCCAGGACCAUGUACCACUGCCAACUGCUGAGGAACUGAAAGCUGUCAGGAUUUCAACGGAUGCCAACAGGAGCAUAAUUCCAGUUACGCAGGGUAGACGUCCAAAGCACAGUGAAGAAUCUUGCCUGGCAGUAUUCUUUGCUGGGGAUUAUACAACUGCCAAUGCUAGAAAGUUAAUUGAUGAGAUGACUGGCAAAGGCUUCUGGCUAGUUCAGACUAAAGAGGUUUCCAUGAAAGCGGAUGAUGCUCGGCGAGUGUUCCAGGAAAGAGCGCCUGAAUUUAUCCCUUUAGUUGAAAAAGGUCCCGUUGUUGCUCUAGAGUUCUGUGGUGACGGUUCUGUAGCAGCAUGCCAAGACAUUGUUGUUAAUGUCUUCAGUGCAGCGAAGGUUUUUGUAUCGGAGGACAAAGCAUCAGCUUCCAGAGAAGUAGACAGCUUCUAUAAUUUUGCUGAUAUGCAGAUGGGAAUGUGAAGUAGACAUAAGCAUCUUAUUGACGGUUGAGAUGUACUUUAGGUUUGUAUAGCACUCAAUUGAUAGUCGGACACUUUGAAGAAAAACAAGAAGUUGCCUUUACAAAAAAUAAUAAUUGAAUGCAUCCAACAAAUAACACGCCACAUAUCAGAUACCUUUAUAAACUCUUUAGUGCUCACCUGCUUAUGUCCAAUUCUUUCUUUCAUAUAAUGUUUCAAUGUUAUAAGCCUGGCAGUCCGUCCAGUAUGCUUGGUAGAAUUUAGGAGAGAGCUAUGCGCUUUGGUUUUUUGUCAAAAUUAAAACUUAUUUGCAACCAAGUUCACUCCACAGGUACCAUCAUUUCAACUUUUGUAGGUGAUCUGCUUUUACAGAAUACAGAAAAUUUUGCUAAAGUUACACACACCUUGAUUUUUCAGUGGGAAUGAUCUAAUAUACUUCACUCACACUGAAAUCAACAUGGCUGACUUUGGAUUGUUCCCCUUGCAUGUAAGUAGCAGAGACGAGAAAUUCCAGCUUUAUUUUUUGUGCUGAAGUCUCAGGUUCUACACUGACUUAAAGUAUAUUUAGGGGCUAUACUUUAAAUACUCAACCACUGCAGAAGUGCUUGCAGAAACAGAGCUAGUAUUCCUACAGGGGACUUGGUACUGAGCACUGCUUUGGAUUCUUGCAUUAAGAGUAAUCUUUCCAAAUUUAUUAAAUUUAUGAUAAGCAGGGAGAGCCUCCUUGCAUAAAAAAUCUAAAGUGGGAGCUUGCAAAUCCUGCUUUUUGGUCAUCCAAAUCUGCCCUGAACUUGAGUGUUGAUGACUGCACUCUGUCUUUUUUUUUUUGUGCCAUCUCCAAGCACCUGUUAUAAAUGUUAACUUCUAUCUCAAAUGUUGAAGGAAGAUGCAUCUGCAGGACUUUGUGCUGGUUUAAAAUGUCAAAAUAAAGAUUACUAAAAUGAAAGAUUAACAAGAUAAUGGAAUCAGGUUUACACAUUCUGAGUGCAACACGAUGGCUUAGAGUACAAAUCAUGUCUCUUGGCUAUGCUUAAUCUGGAAGGUGGCAUCUUAAGUACAAAGUAGGUGUACUCAAAAGAUUGUAAUUACACUGAAACCUGUAGAAACUGGUGCUUUAUACAAGCUGUAAAAAAAGGAAAUAAAUUUCUUUCUUUUUCUUCAACUGUAUAAAUACAUGCUAUGCAGAAAUAAGGGUUUUAUCUGCUGGAAUGGUACUAUAUGCUGGAUAAAGACAACAUAAUUUUUACCUGAAGCUUUAACAGGAAAUAACUUUUAAAAUCAGACGAAAUUCUCUGCAAUGUGUAGGGAGAGAUAAUUUGUCAAAUCAUUGAUGGUUUUUAAUAUUUCCUAAUUUAUUUUUAUACUGUCAAAAUUGAAGGCUUCUGUGUAGUUAAUGUCUGGAUCUUUGUGAAUUAUUGCUUAUUCUUUAUAAGGUAAACUGUUCAGUUAAUUCAUUGGUAUCAUACUACAGUAAGUGCUUUAUCAGGGUUUUGUAUGUUUGUUAUGGCUUUUAUAAUGCCUUUUUUUUUGUUUAGCACUUGUAAAAUGUGAUUUAUAA